AUGGCUCCCAAGAAGAACGCACGAGAAUCCGCCAACGCAGCGCCCGCUGUUGCUGCGCCUGCACUCGCUGAGCCCGCCCCCGUCGUGAAGCCAGCUCCAACCAAGCCCAAGGCGAGCGAAGCCAGCACUCCCUGGGACAAAGUCCUCAUCAACCUCUACAACCACUACAUCGACGAGACCCCGCAGCGCACGAAGCUUCUCGACGUCUUCCUCGUCUUCCUCGCCGCCGUCGGUGCUCUCCAAUUUCUCUACUGUAUCCUAGCCGGCAAUUACCCUUUCAAUGCUUUCCUCUCGGGCUUCGGUGCCACCGUCGGCCAGUUCGUUCUUACCAUCUCAUUGCGCAUCCAAACCACCGAGGCGAACAAAUCAGAGUUCCCCCAGGUCUCGCCUGAAAGGUCCUUUGCCGAUUUCAUCGUCUGCAGCUUGAUUCUACAUUUCUUCUGCAUCAACUUCAUCAACUAA
This is a messenger RNA of Clonostachys solani, 462 nucleotides long. NCBI's taxonomy places the organism in Eukaryota, Fungi, Ascomycota, Sordariomycetes, Hypocreales, Bionectriaceae. The record is from the annotation of a GenBank genome assembly.